AUGGAAGAUAAUCCAGAAGUUGUUAUUCUUGAUGAACAAGCACGUGCAUCAAAUGAUGAAGAUCAUGAGGCAUUCUGUAAAAAGAAAAGAAAGACAAGUUCAGUCGUUUGGGAAAAUUUUCAUGAGAUAACUUUGGCUGAUGGAACUAUAGUGCAUCAGUGCAACCAUUGUGGGGAGAAAGUAAAGAAGUACAAAGAUGGAACAACCACACCAAUGCGUAGAUACCUUCAGGAGUGCCCGAAAUUAAAAGUGGUGCAGAAAGGUCAAUUAAAGUUGAAUGCUAUGCCUGGAAAAUCAGAUGGUGCAUCAGGUAUUCUAAAUUGGAAGUUUGAUAUGACUAGGAUGAGAGAGGUUAUUGCUCAUAUGAUCAUGGUUCAUGAGUUGCCAUUUAGUUUUGUUGAGUAUGAUCUCUUUAAUGUGUUGAUGAAGGAAGCUAAUCCAUCAUAUACCAAGAUCUCACGUGCAAUGGUUAAGCAAGAUUGUAUAUCUGCUUAUGGAAUUGCAAGAAAAAGAAUUCAAAAAUUGUUAAAUUUAGUCAAUAGUUGUAGCAUUACAACUGAUAUGUGGACAUCAAUUCAGAAUAUUCAUUACAUGGUUGUUACAUGCCACUUUGUUGAUUCGGAUUUUAAGCUACAUAAAUGCAUACUGAAUUUUGUUGAGGUACCUCCACCAUAUACAGGCAUUCGUAUACAUGAUUGCCUCUACGAGUGUCUAAAAGAGUGGAAAAUUGAGAAAAAGGAUGUUACUUUAACUGUUGAUAAUGCUAAAACUAAUGAUGUGGUGGCUAAGAAGUUAAUGGAAAACGUGUCUAUUCAAAAGAAGCUUCCGAUUGAUGGAAAAAUGUUUCAUGUGCGUUGUUGUGCACAUAUUCUGAAUUUGUUAGUACAGGAUGGUUUAACAAAGAUUAAAGACAUAAUUCACAAUGUUCGUGAAUGUGUGAAACAUGUGAGUGCAUCUCCGGGUCGAUUACAUACCUUUAGUGAGCUUUCUAAGCAAUUACAAAUGCCAAAGAAGCAUCUAAUCUUAGACGUUAGUACUCGGUGGAAUGCCACAUAUGCUAUGUUAUCCACAGCUUUUGAGUUUAAAAAAGUGUUUGUGAAUUAUGCCGAGCGGGAAUCUACAUACAAAACUUUGCCAAGUGAAGAAGAUUGGCAAAAAGUUGAAGAUGUAUGGCAUUUCUUGGGACUUUUCAACGAGGCCACAAAAGUUAUUUCAGGCUCUGAGUAUCCAACAUCCAACUUAUUUCUUCAAGAGUUAUACGGGAUAAAAGAAGCUAUGGAUGAUUUAUUUUUGGAUGAAAGAUAUGGCUGCUAA
Helianthus annuus (common sunflower) is the source of this 1314-nucleotide messenger RNA. RefSeq names its product zinc finger BED domain-containing protein RICESLEEPER 1-like. The transcript has 2 exons. The record is from RefSeq and is a predicted model, not a curated record. NCBI's taxonomy places the organism in Eukaryota, Viridiplantae, Streptophyta, Magnoliopsida, Asterales, Asteraceae. Bases 1 to 1314 code for a protein of 437 amino acids.